Messenger RNA from Laccaria bicolor S238N-H82, 888 nucleotides. RefSeq lists its product as uncharacterized. The transcript is spliced from 2 exons. The record is from RefSeq and is a predicted model, not a curated record. The coding region runs from base 1 to 888 and encodes 295 amino acids. NCBI's taxonomy places the organism in Eukaryota, Fungi, Basidiomycota, Agaricomycetes, Agaricales, Hydnangiaceae.
AUGGCACCGACACACGCUCGUUUCACAAAAACGACAUGCUGGACUGGUCAGAAUACCGCUUGCAUCCAGAAGAACGCAGCUGGUGCUUGGUGCUAUGUACCUAACGUUCAUCCUGAACUAGUAACGACGGCUUGCACGGGAGCUACUAGUUACACCGACGCAGACUUUGCCACCGUGCUAGAGGUCCACCUCGCUCAAGGCCUAUCCGUCGCCUACUAUAACGGCGUUGGUAAUUCUUUACUCGGUGGGGCUGAUUAUUCUGUCCCUUCCAAUCCAGGUAUCAUUCGUUUGUGUGCGUCCGGUCAAGCUGGAGAUGGGAAUUACCAAACCAUAUGCGUGAACGCUUUGGCUGAUAAUACCUUUGGUGGAAGUCCGUAUUGUCAGGUUAUUAGGGGCCAGAAGAACGUUACGGAUGGGUGUUAUUCGCCAAACGUGGUUGUUCAUAGUCCAUCUUCCAUCACAUCUUCCCCUGGUUCGGUGUCGACCUCAUCCCCGGGGUCCACCAAUUCUGGAUCAUCACUUACCUCGGCACAAGCCAACGGUGCCCAUUCGCUGAACUCAAUGUUUUAUAGCGUAUUACUGCUCUGUCUUCCAGUGAUUUUGGCCACCUCUAGAUUGAAUAUCCCAUGGCAUCCCUCUCCCAUUCCUUCGUCCAAUCACAGUCUCUACAUCACUCUUUCCUGGCCUUGGCCUUUUACGAUCCCUUUCGCACAAAAAGGCCACCUGAUCUACCUAUUGAUUUGUUCGUUCAAUCGGUCUAAGUAUAUGGGCAGGUUGAACUUGAAGGAAAAAAGAUCAUCUCCUGUGACCUCUCGACCAGAUGAGACACUUCUCAUUGGGACCGCUCCGGAGUAUACCUCUACCUCUCUGCCUUGCUUCUUCCCUUAA